AUGUCACUAAUCGAACAAGUCAUAACAUUGCCGUCCAAUGACGAUACUGGUAAAUUUAUUAAAGCUGCAGGUUAUUUUCUACACAAUUUGCAUUGUAUAUAUUUAGAUUCUACGACAUUUUUUGCAUUACCAAAUGAAUUAUUUGAAUGCAUAUUUAUCUAUUUGUCGUCAACCGAUCUGGUAUAUUCCUUUUUGAAUAUCUCACAUCCUCGUCUAAACGCUCUCAUCUACCGUUUCAUAUCGCGAAUAAAUUUAUCAAAUGCAUCAAAUCAAUGGUUAGUAGAAUAUCUGCCACAUAUUCAAUCAAUGAUUACGGCUAUGCAAUUAAAUGACUACCAACUUGAUACAAUCUUUCCCGAAAUAUCAUUCGAUAAAUAUCCCAAACUUCAAUGUGUUCAUGUGUACAAUAUACCUAAUAAUAAUGUUAAAUGUUUAUCGUAUAUAUCUCUAUUUAAAACACGAUUAUCAUCAUUAAAAAUAGUUAUGGAAAAUGCUUCUUCUGAAGUAUCAGAUCAUUCGUAUUUAACACUAUUACAACCUGAAAAUUGUUCAUUAGAAAUAUUAUCGCUUUCUAAUUUAUUGUUAGACAUUUAUCACUAUCAUAUUCGUCCAUUAAUGAUUAAACAAUUGACAGUGCUUAAUUUAUGCCGUUUACAUGAUUUAUUCCUAUUAUUUGAACAUUUACCAUUUAUCGAAUAUGUGAAAAUUGGUGUAUGUGAAUUGAAUAAUCCAGAAGAAGUUUAUAAUUACGAUAAUAUAAUAAGCAGUACAUCAUUAUCAAAACAACUACAUACAAUCGAUCUUCAUAUAUCCCAUCAUUGUGAUGAAUAUACAUACAAAUAUCUUGAAUUAUUAAUUCUACGAUUUUUUAUCUCAUUAAAAUAUUUAACAUUGGAUAUUGUACUCAUCGGUCUAUUAGAUGUUAAUCGAUUAGAGAAAUUUUUUAAAUUAAAACAAUUUCAAUUUCGUAUACAAAUGAUUUCAUCAUCAUAUUUUUGUCCUCUUAAUAUGGCAACAUUUCCAACCUAUUCACAUGUAAUCUGUUACUCUAAUUCUCAGGAUAAUAUUCAAACAUUACUAUCUUUACCUAAUGUAUUUGAUCUUUUUGAUCAAGUAUCGAAUAAUAUUAUCAAUUAUCGUUCAAAUAUAAAUAAUCUUAUAAGAUUAACAAGAGUAAAACAAAUUAAAUUAUACGAUACGAAAUGUUAUACAAUACAAUUUUUUAAAUUUAUUAAACAAACAUUUCCAAAUGUUAUUACAUUAGAAUUCUUUCACUAUUGUUAUCUAGCUGAUGAUCUAAUCAAUGAUAAUAAUAUAACAAUAGAUUCAAUUCGUUCCUUGUAUAUUCAUGCAUCACCCGACUAUCGUAGAAUUAAACGUCUUUUAUUAUUGACACCUAAUAUAAAAAAUCUCUCAGCUUCUUAUCAGACAUUAUUAAAAUUAAAAAAUGGUUUACAAGAUGAAGAUUAUUUAUUACAACAAAUAUGUCAACAAAUAGUCAUUUUACGUAUUCAUUCGAUGAAUAAAGGUGAUGAAAUGAAAAGUGUAUUUAUAAAUGCUACAAUUAUUUAA
This is a messenger RNA of Didymodactylos carnosus, 1572 nucleotides long. NCBI's taxonomy places the organism in Eukaryota, Metazoa, Rotifera, Eurotatoria, Philodinida, Philodinidae. The record is from the annotation of a GenBank genome assembly.